UAAUUUUAGGGUGUAGAAGAUUUCUUGGGAAACGAAUUUUACCAUAAUUAAAAUCGACAUCCAAUUAAGAUGCUGUCUAAAUGGAAAGUUUUUAUUUUUAUUUUUAAUGGAAAACUUGGUGGCCAAGUUUCUUGCUCUGUAGUUAUAGAAGGAUUUAGGUGGGGAUAAUGUGAACAUCUCUCGAGUUACGGUUCUCUCUUCUUCGUCUUUGUUUUGUUUCAUUUUAUUGUUUAAAAUUGACCAUGUCUCUCAUUCUCAGCCACUCUCCGAAGAUCUUCAUUCGGAAACCGGUGUUGAUAAGAGCCUCUGCUGGCGGCUCAUCUUCCCCGCUGCAGACCCCUCCUUGUUACAUCAAUGGCGCAAAAUAUGCACCGGAUAAUGUAGAGCUCCGUUUUGCAUAUCCUUCUACAGAUUAUCCUAAACUGAAAAAAAAGGCGCCUGUCGAGUUGGUGUAUAACGAUAUUAAUGAUCCGAUCACCCCAUGGCUGGCUGAGAAAUUUGAAGAAGGCAAUAAGGUUAGUGAUGCAGCAGUAGCAAUCGGGUCCUCUCAUGGCUGGGUAGCCUCUUUGUUGCAUGGCGUUGGCAUUUUGCGUCUCCAUGAUGAUCUAAACCCGGCUGCAUCUGAUGCAAAUCCAAAACGCAUCUCCCUGCCUCCUCUUGUAACUUUGCCUCAUUGCCAAACCCAAAUCAUCACCAACGUGUCCUUGUCCUCACUAUCUCCCGAAGAAGAAGAUUGUGUCGUGGCUGUUAAGUUCAUGGGACCCCAACUCAGCUUCUGCCGACCCUCUGCUCAAGGCGACUCCAAGUGGUUCAACAUCAGGAUCGCAAACCCUAGCUUCUACUCCUCGCGUGUCAUGUUUUCCAAGAAACAUAACAUGUUUCGCAUACCUGGAUCUGGAGGCCAACUCAUUGCAUCAUGGGAUCUCUGCAAAGACAUCAAGCACACACCCAAGUUUCAGGAGUUGCGAUAUCAUUUCCUUCCAGAGCCGACCGAAGCAGAACGUGAGGUUAUGGAUACAUGUCUCACGACCGAACACUUGGUGGAAUCACAAUCCACAGGUGAAACCUUUUUGGUCAGGUGUUUCAGACAGACUGUGUACGGUAAAGCCCUAUUGGAAACAAAAGGUGUAAUGGUGUUCAGAGUAUCCCCCAAGGGAAAUGCAGUGUACACUCAAGACAUUGGAGAUCUCACCAUUUUCAUCUCAAAGGCUGAACCAUUCUGUGUCCGUGCUAGCUCUUUUCCUGGCGUGAGACCUAACCAUGUCUAUAUGUUGGAUGUCAUGGAGAUUGCAUUUUUCAAGCUUGCUGAUUCUUUCAUCACAACUCUUACUGAAAGAAUGAUGGCCCCUUACUUUUUUCCACCUCAAAAUAUAGAAUAUUAAGUUUGGGAUUGAGUUGAGUCUAGAGUCUUGUCUUUUCUUUAAAAGCUUUCUACCAUCAAAAUAAAGUAUGUUUUAGUUUAUGCUCUGUGAGAAUAAUAGAGUUCCAGUUAAAACAAAAUUAAUUCGUAUC
Molecule: messenger RNA, 1512 nt
Organism: Brassica rapa (field mustard)
Lineage: Eukaryota; Viridiplantae; Streptophyta; Magnoliopsida; Brassicales; Brassicaceae
Source: RefSeq, a predicted model, not a curated record